Molecule: messenger RNA, 6624 nt
Organism: Chelonia mydas (Green sea turtle)
Lineage: Eukaryota; Metazoa; Chordata; Testudines; Cheloniidae
Gene: DISP1
Product: dispatched RND transporter family member 1
Exons: 10
Coding region: 2020-6615 (1531 amino acids)
Cellular component (GO): membrane
Source: RefSeq, a predicted model, not a curated record
CAAACAUAUUUGUCUGAGUGAUUGGCUGAACAAGAAGUAGGACUGAUUGGACUUGUAGGCUCUAAAGUUUUGCAUUGUUUGAAAGGGAGUUGGUGCUAUUUAUUGAAUAGGUUGGAAGCAACAGAAAAACACAUCAGCGAUUAUAGCAUCAUGUAUUUUGCACAAUAUUUGUGAUAGUAAAGGAGAAAGCCUUAGUGAUGGGUGGGAGGCUGAGGUGCAGAGACUUGCUCUGUGAUUUGAGCAACCAGCAAAGCAUCCAAUACAAAAUGCAAACAGCCGGGACAGUAUUAUCAGGGAUGCCUGUUGCUCUUAUUUUGAGGCUCAGGCCUGAAUUGUGCAGCUGUACAUCCAGCUAUUAACUCCUGGAGAGGAGCGGGGUUUGAAGUCUUUUGUUCAGUUCAGUGUAGUUUAUGGGUGGUGGAAGUGCAACGGAGCUAGCACUCCCUGUUGCACCAAGUGUCUUUGCUUGAAUGUGUUUGUAAAGUCCUAUCAAUUAGUGCAAACAUAAUUUUCUGUGUAAAAUGAGCUGUCAUCAACUCCAUAUGAACGUCUGACAUUUUAAAAGGUUUUUAUUAAUCUGUUAUGUAACAAGCAGAAGUGAACAUUCAGCUGAAACAAAGCUGAAAAACAGCUUUUAAUUAUGACACAAUACAUUAAACAGCAAUCUAUUAUCUAACUACAAAGAACCCUUUCAUUAUAUCAUCAGUGAAACGAAACAGUCAAGUGCAACAGUGCAAUGCAGGGCACAACACAAAGUGGGAAGGGGGUUACAUUUACAGGCUAGUGCAUGUCUUUGCUCAAUCUCUUCUGGUUUGUGAGCCUUCUGGUGUGGCAUGCUGAGGUUUGAAGUUACAAGGGGCAAUAGAGGGCUCAAAUGAGCUGGGGUCCUAAUUGCCCCAAAUUGUUCUCUGUGCCCUCAGCUUGGGUCUGAGAGGGGAAUGGCCUGGGAGUACUGCUGUGGGGUUACACCAGGGAGGUGUGUACUCUUGUUCCUUAUAGCCUGUAUUGUUCAGGGGCUUCAUAAUAUGGCUAGGACUGGUUUGCACUACUGUAUUGCUGACUGCCCUAAUAGUUAAAUGCUGCAAUAGGGCAUUUCGGAUUUGUGUUGUCUCCAGGACUUGUCCCUGCAUCUCCCUCUUUCUAUGCUGUUUUUGGACAUGGCAGUGCUUUCCCUGGCCACUGCCGCGCUGUCCUUUGCCACUGCAACAAUCUCUUAGUCCUUAGAUACUGCUUCCAACUCCCUGCAUUUUUUGGGGGGCGGGGAGGGCCUCUGUAAUGAUGCCACAAACAUUUUGUCACAAGCUUUCUCCCCUUCAGAUUUGCCAGCCAUUCUGCUAUUGAUAAGGGCCCUGUCCUUGAGUCUGUCUCAUGCAGAUAUAAUUGCUGUGGUGGUAUUUAAAAAAAAAAAAAAAAAAAAGGUGGGGGGGGGGGCAGUUACUGUUCCUAGUCUAGGGAGGCUCUGAUAACUUUUUUUUUCACAUGCAUUUCUGCCUUUACCUCCUUGAGAUUCUUCCAUUCUGAGGAUUCCCCGAGACUGGGUAAGUGGUAUGUGCUGCGGGUUUGUUGUCUGUGCUUCAUACGUUGUGUGGCUGGGGCAGGGAUGGAGUUGUAAAUUGUGUUCCUGGUCUGGCUGUGCAGCUUUGCUGUGCGUUGGGUGUGCUUAUGUGGUUUUGGAGGGGUUAGUGGGCUGAAUCUGGAGUGAGAUGGAUAAUAAGCACCUCUACAUCCCCUUUAGGUUGUCCUGACUCUGGAUGAUGUUACACUGAGGCGGGUGACUAGGAGCUGGUUGGAGAUGGAUGGACAGGUGGAAAGUAUCUAAAAGCAAUUGGCACAGGAUCUUGGCUUUGUACUCUUAACUGUCUCAAAGCGUGAGUUUUACGACGUUGGGAAACGGCACAUUUCAGCUGAGAUCGGAGCUGUGACAUUGAUCUAAAGGUAAUUGAUGAGCGCUGCCGCUUUGCUGAAAACAUUGGACCGAGUUUUUUAAGAAAUACUGCAGACCCAUCUAGCAGUCAGAGUAUGGCUAUGAACAAUGGCAAUAAUGAUUUUGUGGUCCUGAGUAAUGGCAGCAUCCUCUCCAGUGCUACCGGUCCCAGCAUCCUUUCAGCUACUGAUGGAGGCAUUGCAGCCCAACACCUCCCCUCCAAGGAAGCACCAAGAGCAAAAGUGAGUCCAAAUGGAUGCCUGCAACUUAAUGGUACAAUCAAACCAUCCUUUCUGCCUUUAGACAACCAAAGAACUCAACAGAUGUUGACACAAUGCUGCCACCCUUGCCCAUACCAUCAUCCUUUAAGUAACCAUAAUAAACAGCAAGAAUGUCAUUCACUGGCCGGGAGCACAGCACCAUCUCCUAUGACUUCCUGCUGCCUGCAGCCACAUACUGAAUAUUCAACAUCUGUCUGCCAAAAACAUACACCUAUGUAUCAGACCACCUGCUGCCUUCAACACCCCCCAUCAUUCUGCCUUCAUCAUCAGUGGCCUGACCAUUUUCAACAUCAGUCUGUUCAACAACAUGUAGCCACUGUAAGACCAGCCAGACCAUUCAAGUUACCAAAAAGUUAUGCAGCCCUGAUAGCUGACUGGCCUGUGGUGGUUCUAGGCAUGUGUACUGUGUUAAUAGUGGUGUGUGCAUUGGUUGGCAUAUUAGUUCCAGAUCUUCCAGACUUCUCUGAUCCUCUGCUGGGUUUCGAGCCAAGAGGGACUGCAAUAGGCCAGAGAUUGGUCACAUGGAAUAAUAUGGUGAAAAACACAGGGUACAAAGCAACAUUGGCAAAUUAUCCUUUUAAAUAUGCAGAUGAACAGGCUAAAAGUCAUCAGGAUGACAGAUGGUCAGAUGAUCACUAUGAGAGAGAGAAAAGGCAAGCAGAUUGGAAUUUCCACAAAGACAGCUUUUUCUGCGAUAUUCCAAGUGAUCGAUACUCACGAGUGGUGUUUACUUCCACAGAAGGAGAGAACUUGUGGAACUUGCAUGCAAUUAAAUCAAUGUGCAAUGUAGAUAAUUUGAGGAUAAGAUCUCAUUCCCAAUUUGGUGAUCUCUGCCAGAGGACCACUGCUGCUUCAUGCUGUCCCAGCUGGACGCUGGGCAACUAUAUUGCCAUUCUAAACAACAGAUCGUCAUGUCAAAAAAUUGUAGAACGAGAUGUUUCUCACACCCUAAAGCUGCUUCGUACAUGUGCCAAGUACUACUACAAUGGAACCCUGGGGCCAGAUUGCUGGGAUGUGGCAGCCAAAAGGAAGGACCAGCUCAAGUGUACAAAUGUGCCUCGUAAAUGUACAAAGUACAAUGCUGUUUACCAGAUUCUGCACUAUCUAGUGGACAAAGAUUUUCUAAGCCCAAAGACUGCUGACUACGUCUUGCCAGCUUUAAAGUACAGCAUGCUCUUCUCUCCAACAGAAAAAGGAGAAAGCAUGAUGAACAUUUACCUGGAUAAUUUUGAGAACUGGAACUCUUCUGAUGGUAUAACGACCAUCACGGGGAUUGAGUUUGGAAUAAAACAUAGUUUGUUUCAAGAUUACCUAUUAAUGGAUACUGUGUAUCCUGCCAUAGCCAUUGUCAUUGUUCUCUUAGUCAUGUGUGUGUACACGAAGUCCAUGUUUAUCACGCUGAUGACCAUGUUUGCAAUAAUUAGUUCCUUGAUUGUAUCUUACUUUCUUUAUCGUGUAGUAUUUAAUUUUGAGUUUUUCCCUUUUAUGAACCUCACUGCAUUAAUUAUUCUUGUUGGAAUUGGCGCAGAUGAUGCUUUUGUCCUGUGUGAUGUUUGGAACUACACAAAAUUUGAUAAAUCUCACGCUGAUACUUCUGAGACAGUCAGCAUCACCUUGCAACAUGCUGCUCUUUCCAUGUUUGUAACCAGUUUUACCACCGCGGCUGCCUUCUAUGCUAAUUACGUCAGCAAUAUUACAGCAAUCCGAUGUUUUGGUGUUUACGCUGGCACUGCCAUAUUGGUGAAUUAUGUUUUAAUGGUAACAUGGUUACCAGCAGUAGUUGUGUUACAUGAACGGUAUCUUCUCAAUAUAUUCACUUGCUUCAAAAAACCUCAGCAGCGGGUCUAUAGCAACAAAGGCUGCUGCACAGUGUUGUGCCAAGUGUGCCACAAGAUUAUUUUUGCAGUUUCAGAAGCAUCCAGGAUAUUUUUUGAAAAAGUCUUGCCAUGCAUCGUUAUCAAGUUUCGAUAUAUUUGGCUGUUCUGGUUCCUUGCUUUAACUGUAGGUGGAGCAUAUAUUGUAUGUGUUAAUCCAAAAAUGAAAUUACCAUCACUGGAGCUCUCUGAGUUUCAAGUGUUUAGGUCUUCUCACCCUUUUGAACGCUAUGAUGCUGAGUACAAAAAGCUUUUUAUGUUUGAACGUGUCCACCAUGGAGAGGAACUCCACAUGCCAAUUACAGUAAUCUGGGGCAUCUCUCCUGAAGAUAAUGGAGAUCCUCUAAAUCCUAAAAGUAAAGGAAAGCUGAAACUAGACAGCAGUUUUAAUAUUGCAAGCCCAGCUUCACAGGUCUGGAUUUUACAUUUUUGCCAGAAGUUAAGAAAUCAAACAUUUUAUUACCAAACUGAAGAACAAGAUUUUGCAAGCUGCUUUAUUGAGACAUUUAAGCAGUGGAUGGAAAAUCAGGACUGUGAUGAGCCAGCUCUUUAUCCCUGCUGCAGCCACUGGAGGUUUCCAUACAAACAAGAAGUUUUUGAGUUAUGCAUCAAGAGGGCCAUCAUGGAGUUAGAAAGAAGCACUGGGUACCAUUUGUACAGCAAAACCCCAGGGCCUCGCUUUGACAUAAAUGAUACUAUCAGGGCUGUUGUACUGGAGUUCCAAAGCACCUAUCUCUUCACACUGGCUUAUGAGAGAAUGCAUCAGUUCUACAGAGAGGUGGAUUCAUGGAUUUCAAAUGAGCUUCGUUCUGCUCCUGAGGGUCUUGGCAAUGGAUGGUUUGUGAGUAAUUUAGAGUUCUAUGACCUCCAGGACAGUCUUUCUGAUGGUACUCUGAUUGCCAUGGGUCUUUCAGUUGCUGUUGCAUUUAGUGUAAUGCUACUUACAACUUGGAAUAUAAUUAUAAGCCUUUAUGCAAUAGUUUCAAUAGCUGGAACUAUAUUUGUUACUGUUGGUUCUCUGGUUCUUCUUGGAUGGGAGCUAAAUGUGUUAGAGUCUGUCACUAUUUCUGUAGCUGUUGGCUUAUCUGUGGACUUUGCUGUUCACUACGGAGUUGCUUACCGCUUAGCUCCUGAUCCAGACCGAGAAGGAAAAGUCAUCUUCUCUCUAAGCCGCAUGGGCUCUGCAAUUGCAAUGGCUGCGUUGACCACAUUUGUGGCUGGAGCAAUGAUGAUGCCUUCCACGGUCUUAGCAUACACCCAACUUGGCACCUUCAUGAUGCUUAUAAUGUGCAUUAGUUGGGCUUUUGCAACCUUCUUUUUCCAAUGCAUGUGCCGUUGCCUUGGACCUCAAGGCACUUGUGGCCAGAUUCCUCUGCCAAAAAAAUUGCAAUGCAAUGUCUUCUCCCAAGCUUUGUCAGGAAGCCAGGGAGACCGGGGACAAAACAAAGCACAUCUUGCCAACACAUUUCAGUUGGAUUCCGGAGGGCAAAAAAUAGAAAUGGAGCAGGAGCAUUAUGAGUUAGAGCCUCUGGCAUCACAUACCAGUAAUUGUAAUUCAUCAGAGAAAGUAAGUUAUGAAGAAACCCACAUCUGCUCAGAACUUUUCAAUGGCAGACCCCCAAAUGCAUGCACGUCUGUGCAUUCAGCAUAUAACAGUGAAUUGAAUAAAAGCAUCAGAAAUGAAGCUGGUUCAACCCUGGUACAGCCAUGUGUUGACCAGCAUACCAUGUGCCCCCUCUCCUCUCAGAACAGGCAGUGUAGCUGUCCAGAUGCAUAUAGGCAAUUAAGUGACGCUUUGUGCUACCAAUGUGCCCCGUCAUCUGGUAAUGUUGUGCAGAUCCAAAACUCUGUGCCUCCUGUAAAUGUUUUACAGCAAGCUGUUGAAAGCUAUGUUCCCCCAGUCCAACAUGUGCUCCAUUGCAGUUGUCUUCAGGGGAGACUGAAAAGACCCAUGAUGCAGAACUCUCUGCCUAGAAAUUUUUUUCUGCAUUCAGUACAGCAGUUUCAAACACAUGAAAGAAUAAACAGGAGAGAUGCAGCUAGUCUUCAGAAUACAGAGGAGAGUGUAAGAACUCUUCCAAAGGUGACCAGCUCCUCACUGUUUAUCUGCAGAAGUGCUGGUUCUCUUAUAAAACCUUGUUCUGAAGCUGAAAAUAAUGUAUCAAGUAACCAAAAGGGACUCUGUAAAAACAGAGACAAGUGUGAUUUAAGGGGUACAGAAGUAAAUGGAAAUGAAGACAAGCGAACUUCAGUAUCAAAGCAGAAGAAGAUAACUGAAAUCAAGAUAGAUCCGAAUUCAUCGCAAACUGACCAACUUUUGAAGGCUGAUCAAAAUGAUCAGAAACACAGACUGAACAGUACAGUGAGAGAGGCUGAGUAUGAGUUUUGCCCUGAAAAUACACAAUAUUGUAAGAGAACUAUAACAGUGAAGUGCAAUUCUGCUGACAGUCAAAUGCCAAACAUUGAAGCCAAUGUGCCUGCUCUGUUAACGCAUCCAGAACUUUCCAAUGAAAGUUUGUUAAUAAAAACGCUAUAAUAAAUCUUA